Vitis vinifera (wine grape) is the source of this 921-nucleotide messenger RNA. RefSeq lists its product as uncharacterized. Gene Ontology annotation, molecular function: fatty acyl-CoA hydrolase activity. The transcript is spliced from 3 exons. Lineage: Eukaryota; Viridiplantae; Streptophyta; Magnoliopsida; Vitales; Vitaceae. The coding region runs from base 307 to 777 and encodes 156 amino acids. The record is from RefSeq and is a predicted model, not a curated record.
ACCCCCAAAAUGAACUUUACUGGAGAACCCAGAAUAUUGAAAGAGCCUGUUUUUUCCCACCCUCCUUCUGCAGUGUAUCCCCUUUGCAGCCUCCUUUCCCAUAGUCCAGAGGGAGAGUUUUACUUGAAGACAUGGGUUUUAGUCAAAGUGCCAUAAUAAUGGAGGUCACUGUUUAAAACAACUAUUAGGGUAAUCAUAGUCUUUAUUCUUACAAAAGAAACAUUGGUGUCCAACUUUGAAUUUGCCACUGGAACCCCAACUAUAACAAGAAGGCUAAGUCGCAGAGAGGGAGAGAAACAGAAAGAGAUGGAAGGUGGCCCUCUACAGGAAACCCAGGAAUGGCAGAAAUGGCUUGAAGACCUAUCGAAGGGUACUAUAAGUCAUGAGCUUGAGGUCAUCACUCUUAAGGGCAUGCAGGUUGUGCAUGGCCAGAAGGGUCUGGUUUGCUGUAAUCUAGUCAUACCAGAUUGUGUAUCGGAUAAAGACGGAAACUGGCAUGUCGGAGCAAUCACAACCUUAAUUGACACAGUUGGGGCUGCAGCCAUAUUCUCCUCUACAGGCCAGCUCAAAGCCUCUGUCGAUUUCAACAUUUCGUAUUACUCAACAGCUAAGAUUCAAGAAGAAGUAGAGAUUGAGGCAAAGGUCAUAGGGCACAAGGGAAGGCUUUCAUCAGUUGUGGUGGAGAUCAGAAGGAAAAACAAUGGAGAAUUGAUUGCUUUGGGAAAGCAGUGGAUGAGUUCUAUCAAUAUUGUACCUAGUCACCUUAGUAAGAUAUGAUCUCCAACAAGCCAAAAUCAGUACUCCUUUUCCCUUAUUUUUCAUUCAAUUCAAUUUGAUAAGAGGCCAGUCAUCUCUGCCCAUUUUACUCUUGUAAGCAAACAUUAUAAAAAUUUGGUUGAAUUCAACCUUUCCAGCCGCCUA